Molecule: messenger RNA, 1375 nt
Organism: Anopheles merus
Lineage: Eukaryota; Metazoa; Arthropoda; Insecta; Diptera; Culicidae
Exons: 2
Coding region: 32-1210 (392 amino acids)
Source: RefSeq, a predicted model, not a curated record
GAUCAGUUUACAGUAAGACUUCUGGCAGGAAAUGUGCAAGUUUUACCGAUUGAUAAGUACAUUACUGGUUGUCGUGGUUAUCGCACCGCGGCACCAAUGUAGUCCAUUCUUUUCCCAAUACAAUCGUCCAUACCUAUCGCAACCGUCCAGUCAAUUGGCAUCAACAGCUGCUAAUGUCGUUCAGCGAUCAAAUGUAACAGUAGCAUUGGGAAAUCGCAUCAACACGGAUACCGCUUUAGAUGACUACGGUACCAGAGUGGACGGUGUGACGAUAAACGUUGAUCGACGACGGAAGCGACGUGAUAUUUGGGGCCUAUCCUCAAUUCUUGGCCCGAACGCACCGAACGGAUCCUACAUCGCUAUCAACAACCAAGUCUUCCCAUUGCCAGAAACUCUAUCCAAUGUCUCGCUAAACAUUGCACCUGCGCCAUCCUCUGGACAUAUUGUAAACAUUUCACAAUUUACGUCCGAUUCGUUCAUGCCAGCAAUACCGGACAAUUACACUACCGCAUUCCAGUCGCUAAUGAAUGACUUUCAGACACUUCCACUCGAUACUAUGGACAGCAUCGUUCAGCUACUGGCCACAGGAUAUCAGAACACUUUUGGUCAACUCUUUCUUGAAGAAAGUUUCCAACGGCUCAAUCAAACGCUAGACUACGGGCGUGAGGUAGUUCGGAACGGGCUCAGCAAUCUGGCCGACCAAGCCGGUCAGGGGUUUGAACGAAUCAUCACACGCUUCAACAGCUCAACCGGAGCUGUUAGGCUGUGUGUCGGGGAUAAUCUGAACCCAACGAACGUUGCCAGAUCUGUUGUGGACCGAGGCUACAAUUGCAUCAAUCGAAAAUGGCAACAGUUGACUGAAUUGGCUGGAAACAUCGGUGAGGAUAUAGUCGCUGCGGAUAAAGGUGCUGCGGAGUUUCUUGCAAAUUUAACCACCUGUAAUGGAGCAGCCAACUUCAGCUCAUCGGUGUCGACAUCGGAACGAAACACCUUGCGCCGUCAGUGUUAUGUGCGUGUUAUCACCUCCUUUCCGCAACCGUUGCUAUUUCUGCCCGUCUCACUCGCCAUCGAUGGUGCCAAGCUGUACGCUUCCGUUUCCGGACUGGAAGUAGAUAUCGGAGCCUGUGCGGCCGAGGUUGCCCUUGCGAUCGGCAUGACGACGGCACAGAUUGGAACAAAGGUUGCGCUUUGUCAAGUAUUUGGUUCGUAGGUUAGAAACGGCUCUACAAGUGCAUGAUGAAAUUGUGUAAUAUUGUAUCUCACAAGUCAUACCGCUAAAGUAACUGAUCGUAAACCUACGGCAGCAACAUCCAUAAUUGAACGCGAUUCAAGAUACUGAUUGAUAAUUUCGCCAUUAUCGAGACACUACUUACCC